Molecule: messenger RNA, 6294 nt
Organism: Xenopus tropicalis (tropical clawed frog)
Lineage: Eukaryota; Metazoa; Chordata; Amphibia; Anura; Pipidae
Gene: pou6f2
Product: POU class 6 homeobox 2
Exons: 9
Coding region: 129-2177 (682 amino acids)
Biological process (GO): regulation of DNA-templated transcription; DNA-templated transcription
Cellular component (GO): nucleus
Molecular function (GO): DNA binding; DNA-binding transcription factor activity
Source: RefSeq, a predicted model, not a curated record
UGUGUGUGUGUGUAAGAGAGAGAGAGGGAGAGGGGGGAAGGUGUUGGAAAGAGUAUUCCAACACCAAAGGUUCCACUUUUGUUUCCCCUUUCCCUCACUCUCUAUUUCCCCCCCAAUCCUAGGAUCCAAUGAUAGCCGGAAAAGUCAGUAAGAGCCUGCUGCUGCUGCGGAGUGAGAUGAAUGCAGAGUCGAGAGGUGAAGACAAGGCAGCUACUUCAGACAGUGAGCUGAACGAGCCCCUGCUUGCUCCUGUGGAAUCAAAUGAUGGUGAGGACACUCCCAGCAAGCUCUUCGGAGCCAGAGGUAACUCUGUGUCAGCUGAAUCAGGCACAAACGACUUGCAUCAGCCCAACCAGACGCAUCCAGGAUUUCCACUUGGGCCUCAGCCACUGCUUGCAGCACAACAGCUGGCAUCAGCUGUAGCAGGAGUGAUGCCAGGGGGUGGCCCGGCCCUCAACCAACCAAUCCUCAUCCCAUUUAAUAUGGCAGGGCAGUUGGGUGGGCAGCAAGGACUGGUCCUGACAUUACCUACAGCCAAUCUGACCAACAUUCAAGGGCUGGUGGCAGCAGCUGCCGCAGGAGGCAUUAUGACUCUUCCACUGCAAAACCUACAAGCUACCUCAUCCCUAAAUACACAGCUUCAGCAGCUUCAGCAUCUCCAGCAACUGCAGCACCAUCAUCAUCACCAUCAUCAUCAACAGCAGCAACAGCAGCAGCAAGGUCAACAGCACCAUCAGCAACAACAAUCUACAGUUCAACAUCAGCAAUCAUCUCAGCAGCCAUCCCAGCAAAUACAGCCUCAGCAAUCACAGCAGCAGAAUCAACAUCAGCAACAACAGUCACAGCAACAGAGUCAAACACCAACACAGAAUCAGAACCAACAGGCUUCAUGUCAGAGAAACUCCAGUUCUCCUCAAAAGCCUAAUCAGUCACCAGGACAUGGCCUUCCUUCCCCAAUAACGCCACCAAACCCACUGCAGAUGGUUAAUAACCCUUUAGCAAAUCAAGCAGCAGCGGCAGCAGCAGCAGCAGCUAUGGGGUCAAUAGCAGGUUCACAAGCCUUUGGAAAUGCACUUUCCAGUCUACAAGGGGUUACAGGUCAACUGGUCACAAAUGCACAAGGACAGAUUAUUGGGACAAUCCCACUCAUGCCAAAUGCGAUGUCAUCAAAUCAAGCGACAGGAGCUGCUCAGGGACUUCAAGUGCAGCCAAUUACUCCACAGCUCCUGACCAAUGCCCAAGGUCAGAUCAUUGCCACAGUGAUAGGAAAUCAGAUCCUACCAGUAAUCAACACACAGGGAAUAACACUUUCACCAAUCAAACCCGGACAACAGCUUCAUCAAACAGCACAGACACAAUCCAGUCAAGCAACUUCACAAGCUAAUCUUCUGCACUUGGCUCAAAAUCAAGCAUCUAUGUCUCAAAGCCCAGUACGUCAGGCUUCUUCCUCCUCUUCUUCAUCUUCCUCUUCUUCAGCUUUGAGUGUUGGCCAGUUAGUCAGCAAUCCACAGACAGCAAGUGGUGAAGUGGAUGGAGUCAAUUUAGAGGAAAUACGAGAGUUUGCUAAAGCUUUUAAAAUCCGACGUCUUUCCCUUGGACUGACCCAAACUCAAGUAGGACAAGCUUUAAGUGCUACAGAAGGCCCAGCUUAUAGCCAAUCUGCUAUCUGCAGACACACCAUCCUGAGAAGCCACUUUUUCCUACCACAGGAAGCCCAAGAGAACACUAUAGCUAGCAGUCUGACAGCCAAACUGAACCCUGGCCUUUUGUAUCCUGCCAGGUUUGAAAAGCUGGACAUCACUCCUAAAAGUGCCCAGAAGAUAAAGCCUGUCCUUGAGCGGUGGAUGGCUGAGGCUGAGGCCCGCCACCGAGCAGGUAUGCAGAACCUCACAGAAUUUAUCGGCAGCGAACCAUCAAAAAAGCGCAAGAGGCGCACGUCUUUCACACCACAGGCUCUAGAGAUCUUGAAUGCUCAUUUUGAGAAGAACACACACCCUUCUGGUCAGGAAAUGACUGAAAUCGCUGAGAAGCUGAACUAUGAUCGGGAGGUUGUUAGAGUUUGGUUCUGCAAUAAACGGCAAGCACUCAAGAACACAAUUAAACGUAUAAAACAACACGAGCCAGGUACAGCAGUCCCUUUAGAGUCUUUAACGGACUCAAUGGAAGAGAAUUCCUAAACCAUUGGGCUUGAACUUUAUGAUAUGCCUGUUCAUGAUUCUUGUAAGUAAAAAGAUAAAAACAAGAGACUGAGGAAACAGACUGAUGGACUAAUAAUGUAUUCAUCAGUUUCCCAAAUACAAUGCACACCACUCAGUGUGUAUGUGUGUUCGUGGUAGAAGUAGUCCUUAAAUUAAACCAAAAAAAGACAAAAACAAAACAGAAACAUUUUUAUGGACGUCACUUAAAGUAAACCAAAUAACCACAUUCAUUUGUUUUCUGUAUAUGAUGACAAUGCAAGCAUUAUAUCAAAACAAGAAAACCUUUUAUCUAUUUAAAGAGAAAGUAAGCCUGCCACCUGGAGGAUCACUUAUCGGCCUUCAGGUUAUACAAAAUCUUCAGUAUUAACCAAAGUCAAAAACAUGUAAUGCAAAACAAGACUGAUGAUCUGCUCUUAGAAACAUGUGAAAUUACAUGGCAUAGUUGUAUUUUUUCUAUUUCUUUCUUCUUAUUUUAAAUUGCUUACUAUCUGGACACAAACUUUGUUUAAUCGCACACCAAAAUUCAGUUGAAUAUGCAUAACCUAGAACAGUGUAGCUUAGAAUCUUUCACCUAGGGAAUGGGUUUGUUGUGAAAAUAAAACACAUUUAGUGCUGUUUGGAUAUUAGGGACAGGAUAAUUUGUCUUCAGAACUAGCUUUAAAAAUAAAUGAUAUAUAAACAUUAGCUACCACUGUAUUCAUCUUUACCACUGGUUUCUCGUAAUAUAAGAUACUCUAAACCUAGGUGGCCUUCACUGAACCAAGGGAUUAUUUACCAUAUUUAUUCUGAAUUUCCACUCAAUGAUAGGGAUAUACUGUAUUAACAAGUUAACAAGUAAACAGUUGCGCUUCAAACAGGACAGGUCUUUUUAAGGCCUGAAAGUGUUGUGUUACAUGUAGUUUGGGUAACAUUACUUCCUGUUACAAACCAUACCCAUUCAAUAUACAACAACAUGUUGGGGAAUAUCAAAUCAAACACCCUGAUGGCAGAAAAUGACAAAGUCAUUUUUGAGGAUGAAGUGAGACACUAGUGGCUAAAGGACUUUGGUCCAGUAGGUAGUUUUGCAUUCCAUUAAAUAUCCAGGUAUUUGAUUUGAAAAUUUUUCUGCCUCACAAAUGCAAAUAGUAAUUAUAAAAAUUAGCCAACUUUCUUUUGUCCCUAAUACCAUUGAUUUCAAAAAUCAUCACAUGAAGGAUAUGUAAGCUACAAGUGUGUGUUCCACAGCUAUGUUCUGCAUCCAUGUUUUGUUUCCUGUUAUUUGUUUUUAAAGUCUACUAGCCAAAGAAAAAUCCCUCAUAUUCUAAAGGGAAAUACGCUGUCAAUAAAAACCAAACUAGAUGGAAGGCUGAUGGAUUGUUUACCGUACUGUUUAAGUUGAGUAUUUGAAUAUGAAUGUGACCAUUUUUUUCUCCACAAUAUGCCUAUGUUAAAGAAUAGUGAUGAGCAAAUUUGUCCCAUUUUGCUUUGCCAAAAAAUUAAUGAAACAGCUGAUAAAUUAGCAAAAGAGGGAAAAAUUUGUGAAAUGUGGCUAACACAUGGCUUUUUUGGUGCAAACUCGACUUUUCUCAUGUGACCACAACAUUUUUGUGAGCAUGACUUUUUCACUCCAAAUACAUUAAAGUCAAUGAGUGUUUUUCUCUGCAAUUUUUUUUGUCACAAUGGGUUUUCAACAGAAUUUCGCAGUGAAUCCAUGUCUGGUGAAACAAUUUGCUCAUCACUAAUAAAGGUCUUAUAAGUUCUGGUCCAUAUAUUAUUAAGUCAUACAGGAAGUAUACCAUCAAUACAAUAUAAUUGUUCUAAUUUUGCAAACGUUUGUAUUGUGUUAGUCUUUAUUUUUACUGGUUACAAGGUUGCCCUUUAAUGUGGUCAAUUAAGGGCAAGACUCCACAGAGUCCUUUUAAGUUUAGAAAUACAAUAUUCCUAAGUAUAUUUAAGGCAGAAUUAUUAAAAGUACAUGAUUUUUAACCACAAAAAAAACCAACAAAAGCUAUUUACACAAAGCACACAUCAUUCAGUUUUUCUUAAGGAAUCAUUUACUGAUUAAAGUGUACCUACAUUUCUAGUGUUUUUAAAAUGGAUAAGCACACAUGUCCUCUUAAAAGCUUUCUCUAGUUAUUUUAAAAUAAGGUUACUAUUUAGGCUGAGGGCAUAUGGGUGUAUUUUCUGCUGGUGAAUUUCAGAUGGCAGAAAAUGAGCCCUGUGUCAGAGGAUAAUAUGCCCCCUUGUGCCAAAGCCCUUAAAAAUUCAUAUCAUAUUAAUACCACUCAUCUGCCACAGUCAGCCCCCUCAAAUGUCUAAAUUACUGGGCUAUACUGACAAAAAAAUGAAUAAAAAAUGUCAACCACCAGUUUGAAAUACAUGGUAAAACGCAGCACAGUGGUAACUUAUUUUAUAUUCUAGCAGAGAGAUGUUUAGGUUAGGGCAUUAUAUUGCACAGAUAAUCUAAUGAGGUAAGUCUUUGACUGGGAAAAGGACAGGCAGAAAAUGCCUGCUUUCGCAUUUUUGGGCCAACCUCAGGCCCGUUUCUAUGCGUGUUCCUGCAAGUGAGUGGAUGCUGUGCAGAUCAAUAAAGUGGCGUACAGGAGCAUAUCCGCUUCUCUCAGGCUGGAAAAAACACCAGGCUGAGAGCAGCGGAGCCAAUGCUCCGUGGGGCCUUACCCAUAAUACUACUAUUAAAAGAGAAAACAGAAUUGUUAUAAUGAUUUUUGUUCACAAAAUGUUCAAAAUUUAUGCUGAUCCCAUAUACUCUAUCUCACGGUUUAGAUGGAAUACCUAUGUAAACAUUCAUGUCUGUUUAAAUGACUUUGUAACAAAAACAGUUAAUCCUUUCCCUUGGAUUUACUUGUUAUAGAAGGGCAAAUUUGGAAAAUUCCAGUUAUUUAUGUUUUGGCCACCGAUAUGCUAAGAUUUUUUUUUUUUUCUAACAGUUUUAUAAUUUUGUAUUAUGUUUUUGUAUUCCUGAAAAUGUGCUGUAAUGCUUCCUAAAUUAAUUUUACUAACUUAGAAUGUUAGAGAUAUUAGCAAUUUAUUAAAUGAUGUGAGAUGUGUAUAUAUGUAAACCAUGCAUCUUUGUAAUCACUAAUUUACUGCAUAAAGUCUGCACAAUACGAUUUUGUAGAAAAGUAAAAGAAAAAAAAAAACUCUAAUCACAAAUCCAUACGUUUUACCUAUUUGGAUUAUUGGUCUUGAUGUUCUAUGUUAUUGAAUAACUAUGGAUUGUAUGAUUCAUACUAUUGUGUACACAUAUUUUAGUUAAGGAAAAAUGUUUAAAGUUUGGAGGCCAGUAGUCCAUUGUGCUACAUCAAUCACCUGUAGAUAGAGCAGCAGUUCCACUAGUUUGUUUAGGGAUAAAGAGAAAAUAAUGUGUGUAAAUAUUUAUUUUCCAAAGCUGUAAGGCUUGAUUUUGUAAAUGUUUAACCAUAUCCCCUUUUUGGAAAAAAGUCACACUCCAGGCUGAUUGCCCCACACAGUGCUUGUUUGUACAGGUAUGGGACCCGUUAUCCAGAAUGUUCGGGACCUGGGGUUUUCCGGAUAAAGAGUCUUUCCGUAAUUCGGAUCUCCUACCUUAAGUCUGCUAAUAAAAUGAUAUAAAAAGUGAAUAAACCAAAUAAGAUUGUUUUGGCUCCAAUAAUAAUUAAUUAAAUCUUAGUUGGAAUCAAGUACAAGGUACUGUUUUAUUAUUAGAGAGAAAAAUGAGCAGUGGCUGGCAAUCAAGCUGGUGUAAUCUCAUAGGAGCAGAUUUAUCAAAUGAAUAAACUGUAGAAUUACUUCAUUCGAUUUUCAUUUAUAGAUGAUUCGAUUAAAAAUUAAUAUUUAGCAUUACUUUAACCUUUAGGAAUUUAUUUCAGACCCAUAUAAUGGGCAUUCUGAGAUCUCAAACCCCACUGGAGGCUAUGGAUGGUGUAAAAACUUUUUUUAUCUUUUUUGCCAGUGGAUUAAGUAAAAACUGAUUAGAUUUUGAUUUGAUUUUGAAGCACAACCACAAUAUUCUGUAGUAUGGGUGUUGGUGCCAACCGUAGGAAGACUUAAGCUGGCCAUACACGUGGCGAUCUAACGAUAUUUCGUGCGACUAUCGGUCGCACGAAACAUCGUCAGA